Molecule: messenger RNA, 1749 nt
Organism: Leishmania braziliensis MHOM/BR/75/M2904
Lineage: Eukaryota; Euglenozoa; Kinetoplastea; Trypanosomatida; Trypanosomatidae
Exons: 1
Coding region: 1-1749 (582 amino acids)
Source: RefSeq, a predicted model, not a curated record
AUGCAACUUGAUGACUGGAGCACGUAUCGCGAGACACUGCUUUACGUAAGAGAGCUUGCCUUACUUUUCCCGUCGUUGUGGAGUAGGAAUUCGGUGGCAGCGACUUCCUCGCUGCUUUCACAUCCCACCUCGUUGGUCUCUCUUGCGUCGGUAAAGCAAGUGGAGGCACCCUUUCUGAUGCAAUGGAUGGCGGCAGCGGCAACAGUAUCAGUCGCUUACCAUUGUAAAAGUACAGCUGACCAUGUUGAGGAUGUGGAUCAUGCCGCUGCUGUCGUAGUGGCGCAUUGGACGAGGCUGUUGGGCAUGUGGAUCGCCUUGCGCGUAGAGCUCUUGUGCAGCAGAAGUGGGGCAGUGCUUAUUCCAGUGGAAGAGAAGGAAUUGGAGCGCUACAGGCAGUAUUUCGUGCCUCUUGCGUGGCCGAUGCUGGAUCAAGGCAUUCGAGAGCGGCUUGUUUCGCAUCUGUGCACACUGGCAGAGAAACAAGGAGCGAGACAGCCAAUGUGCAGCACCAGCUGCGCCAGUGACAUCGCUUCCUCCUGCGUCGCUGUUCUCAGGAGGGAUGAGGAAGACGAGCAGAAGCGUGAUGAAGUGUGCACGCGAGCCAUGGAGGCCACCCAGCGUGUGGCACGCGAGUACCUCCGCAUCAGCUGGGACGUAUUGCGCCCCAGCAGUGUUCCUGCUACGGUAGACGCGAAGCUGAAGCGACUUUCUGCCCAGCAGAGUCAACGCAAUGUCUCUGAAGCUGUCGGUUCUACACCGCGUUCGGCCGUAGUGCAUACCAACUGCCUUGGCGAUCUCCUACAGGCGCUAGAGCGUUUGCAGUUGCGGCCGCAACGACAACAUGUAGACCACGACUUGGCGCCAUGGCUCACCUUAACACAGACUGCACUCCUUCAUAUCGGCUACGACUUACUUACCAAGGUGAGGGCGUCACUGGUCGAGCGCUGCUACUACCUCAUCCCCGCCGUUCUGGACUAUGAGUUAUGCGUGCACUUGUGCGAGGUGACGCUACCGGAAAGCGCAGGAUUACAGGCACAUGAGAAGGAGCUGACUAGAGUGCAGGGGAUAUUGCGGCUCACUCUGCAGAGUUUGCUGCAGUCUGCCAUUGGCCUGUAUCAGCACACCAUUGAAGUCUUGUUGGUUGGCUACAAGAAAAAGAGCACUGCCACGUUGUCUGCAAGUCUUACUCCACGGCUUGUGAAGUUGUCAGCGCAUCUCUUGCCGAAGAACCCACUCGUCACCCAAGAAGUUGCACAAAAUCAGCACACAUCCGAUGCAGCUUUUGUGUUGGAACCAACCACUCACCCGUGUGCUACCGGUGGUGUCAGCGCAUCUGCGGUAAUGCGACUCUCAGGACCAGCUUUUGCGGUCCUGGUGGAGGUGCUGGAGCCAACCUGUGAUCUACUACAGCGCUACCCCGCGGACUGGAAUGGCCUUUCGGCCAGGUCGCUCAAGGGCCCCGAUGGGCGCGACCAGGGUGCGACUCGUGGUGCCCACAGAGAAAGUGAAGGAGGGCUGCUCUCGUCUCCACCUCGCCAACAGCAUCUGAUGAGCUGGCAUCCACGGUGCUCUACUACCUUGGAUGCACGAAGGGAAUUGGUGUCUUUUCUCGAAGCAAAGAUGUCCAGCUGUUUUGCCGAUGCCGCAGCAGGGUCUGGCGCGGCGGCCAAGAAGGCGCAACGGCAGGCGACCACAGAUGCAUACCUUCUGGUCACGUACCUCUCCACGUAUGGGCCACACCGGCUAUAA